This is a messenger RNA of Enterobius vermicularis (human pinworm), 3822 nucleotides long. Lineage: Eukaryota; Metazoa; Nematoda; Chromadorea; Rhabditida; Oxyuridae. The record is from the annotation of a GenBank genome assembly.
AUGGUCGAAGAGGAGGUUAAACGCGGAUUUGGGCCAUUAUUGGCAGUGCUUAGUUCAGAUGGUGUAGAACGAAUUACAGCAAAGAAUAAUUUGACGUUCGCGCAACUCCUCUUACCAUAUGUUGACAUACAGUGUGAAAUAAAGGAUCCAGCCGGUACUUCAGUCUCUACAAGGUUGAUUUUUGAUGUUCGAGAUAUUCGUCGUGAAGGUUUUCUUUUGACGCUUACUGUCUUGCCAUCUGUAUUGCAUGAAAGUGUGCACACGGUAGCUUCGACUUCUGAUGCAACCGUUGCAUUUAGAGAGUCGUUACUUCGAUGGGCUGAGCCUUUUGAACAUGAAUUCUUAAGAACAUACAUAGCUUGUUUAUUUGUCGUUUCAACGAACGAUGCAGAUCCACUUGGUGAACUCUCAAAACUUAUUGAGAUGCAACAUACGCAGCAACAUGGCUCGCCUACAGAAGAAAUUGGACCUGCGUAUUGCGUACAUCCGAAGUGGAUGCUUCCUAACACAUAUAAAUAUUAUAUUCUUGUUCAUGAUAUGUGUACUAAUGGAGAAAAAGAGGCCUCUGACACUUUUGCAUCAAUGUGUUCUACUUAUGGAGUUGAAAAUUGCUACUUUUUGCGGUUAAAUUCGGGGAACGGCGAUGGCAUGAAGGACAUCUGGAAAAAAGAACUGGAACGUAAGAACCGUGGGCUGGAAAGUGGGUUAGCUUUGGCAAGGAAAAAGAUUUUGUCCAAAUCUGCUGGUUCUGUGGAGGAAGAUCAAGAGUCCAAUCAGGAUCAUCCAACUGGAUUGGGUAGUAGCCUCGAAAAUUGCAACUGUUCUUACGUUAAGCAGUACGGUAGUAACCUUAACGCCAGCGAUCGUGAAGAAAUAUCAAAUAUGGUUUUAAAGUUCAAUCAGGAGGCUUUAACACCUUUUGUGGAAAAACAGUUAAGGACGAUGAAUGAGCAAAUAACUGCUAGAAGAGGAAUAAGUCGUUCGCUGACUACAGGUAUGAAGAAGUGGUUUGGUGCAGCUGCUGUUCAGUCUACAAACUCUACUACCAUUUCAUAUUCUAUGGAGAGUAGUGAAAUGCAGAUGAGACGACUUGCCGAUUUAUGUUUUGUUUUCGGUUUAUAUGGGUUUGCCUUUCAGCUUUAUCAGAGUCUCAAGAAAACUUUUGCUGUGGAUCAAGCUUGGCUUCAUCAUGCUGGUGCUCUGGAGAUGGCUGCAAUUACAUUUUUUAUGACAAAUCCACAGAUGCCAGCAAAGCAGUAUUCUCAACAUUAUAUGGAGAAUGCAUUAAAUUAUUAUACCACAACAUGCAUGCGUUUAAUUAUACUUCUUACUCAGGAAAAUGAUUUAUUUGCUGGAAUACUGCUUGAAAGGUGCUCGGUGGCUUUUGGUAAUGCUAAGAUGUUACGGAAGAUGGCUUUUCAUUACGUUCUGGCAGGCGAUCGAUUUUUCAAGGCUACUCAGGAGAUUCUUGCUUUAGAAUGUUACAAAACUGCACUCAGGGAAUAUUCUCAGAAGCGCUGGUUCUUUGCGGAGGACUCAAUAUUAUAUACUUUGGCCAGAGAUAGCAGAAGUCUAGAUUUGGCAUUAGAAUAUUCAGAAGAGUUAUUUCGUCCAACAUCAGUUCAGUGUGAAGAACAGCAGCAGCAGUUUUUUUCAAUAUUUUUAGAAUUAAUGGUUAGACGUUGCGGGCCAAAUAGCGUUUCAUUAACUCUCCCGGUUACAGUAAUAGUUGCGAAACUUGUUUAUGUUGUUUACGGCAAUGUUUCUGAACAAGCAGUUCGAGAACUUGUUGGGGAAGCUUCUGACGUGAAAAUCAUGUUACCGAGUUGGAAUAAUUUGGAAAAGGCUGCUUUUCAAUAUUUCUUUGGUCUGUCAAGGAAAUUUGUUUCCGUACCGUCAGUAACAGACGAGUUUUCGGAUUACUCAGUUACUCGUUUAGCGCGGCUCAAUGAACCUCUUCGAUUGAGAAUAGCACUCUACAAUUUUUUGGGCUUUCCAGUCGCGUUGAAGCAACUCUUUUUAUGUUUGAAAGAAGAUUACGUUGAGUUGGAAAAAUCCAUCGUCGAUGAAGUGGUUUUGAAACCUGAUGAAGAAUGUGUGGAAGUAGAACUAAGUUUAGUACCACGGAAGGAUCUGUCGAGUAUAGUAAUUACUGGCAUUUCUUGUAGUGUUGAGCAUUGUGCAAAGUUGCUGAAUUGUCAAAUUCGGCUGACCAGUGAAUCUCGCAGUUUUUUAGCAAGAAAUAGGAUGUCCAGAAAUAUACAGUGUUGUACUGUACUUUCUGGUACUGUGUCGCUGCCACAUCCUUCAUUUCGGAUUGAGCUUCCUGCUGUUCGUUAUAUAACUGCUUUCUGCGGGCAAAUAUACUCCGUUGAUUUUGAUUUAAUUAAUGAAGGUUAUGUCGCUAUUCAAGAACUUUGCUUGGUCACUAACCGUCCUUCUAUGGUUUCGCUUUAUGAGCUUGUAGUUUCUGCUGAGGGCGAGUUUUCUUGGGAACCUUCUAAUUAUCAGCUUUCAAAGACGGAUCAGAAUAUUCUUAUUUUUCAUCCGAAACUUGGGAUUGUUAAUUCAGGCGAGAGAAAAAAAUUGAGAAUUGCAUUUCGGGCUCCGUCUGAGGAAAUAGCUGGCUAUUCGCUUUCUCUCUUAUUUUAUUGUACUGGUGAUAACGGCAUGUGUAGACAGGAACGUCAUUUGAUUUCUUUUGAUACUCGCCAGUUAUUGGAAGCUUCAAUGAGUUCGAUUGGGGACGCGGGAGACCUGUGCUUAUUACGUGUACGCAAUUUGGUUUCUGAACGUGAUUCUCUUUUAGUGAAAGUUAAACUAUUAGGUGUUCGGUGUAUAAAGCAACCCAGGGGUGCCUGCCCGGGCUUGUGCACUAAACAGAGCAUUUCUUUGAUGCCGUUAAAGCCUCGCGAUGUAAUUCUUGAAUGUGAACAAUCCGACAAUCUCUGCUUCACUGUUGGUGGAGAAAGUCUAUCUCCUGAAUCUAUAGUUUGGCUUGGAACGCCUUUUGACAGCUUUCCUGUCUGGCCUGAAAUCAGUACUCUCUUUCCGCAAUCCUCUAGUGCUAGUGUCUCAAGUUUUGUAUUUCCAAAUAGGUCUUCUUCUUAUUAUGGUGUCUUAUGGAAAGCAGAUAUUGUAAAUAAGGACGGGACAUUAGCUAAUAUUACUGGAGAGACUGUGGUUAGCUUUUGUUGUCAUUUGUUUCCUUGUGAGUCUCUGCCGGAUACUUUAUCGUCUUUGAGUUUAUUCGAGAAAACCGUUUCAAAAAGCAGAAUUGAUGAAGCGUUUACUGAAAGUGGAAGGACACAAUAUGACUCUUCUUCACUGAUGUGCAGUGUCAAAUGUGCCGCAAGUAGUAUUUCACAUGACUUUACCGUGGAAAGGUUUUGUCAUUUGCCGAUCGAGAUAACGGUCAAAAAUAAUGAUAAAGCACAACGCCAUUGUAACUUAGUGCUGCAGUGUUAUAUGCCUGAAGGGAAGGGUAUUUUCAAUUCUUCACAAGGUGAUGGUUGUAGAACAGUCUCUUCCACAGAAUUAUUUGGAUCUUCAUUUAAUUCGUUACAAACUCGGUCGUCAAUUGGGCAACCACUGAUUAUUUCAAAUUGCGUGCGAAAACGGGCCUCACUUUCUUUUGGUUCUAUCCACGUUUUUAGGGUUUGCCUUAGCGUUGCUAUGGCAUCUGUUUAUAAUGUUACUUGUUUUGACCUUACUGCACAGUUUCAAGAUGAUCCAGAGACAGUGCAGAUUUCCUUACCUUUAACUUUUGUUUCUGUGACAGAUAAAAGAGCAAGUGUUAAGAAGCAGAUUACUGUUCCAUAA